GCAAACCUUAGCAGUGAGACCGAGCACAUUCACAACAGCGGCGGGAACGCAAGUACUGCAGGGACUGGUAACGCGGCAAGGACUAGCAAGCGAAGCGCAAGCUCGUCGUCAGAGAAUCCUACCACCUCUUCAGGAGCCGCUGUGGCAUCUACUUCAUCCACGACUGUAACGCCUUCC
Molecule: messenger RNA, 177 nt
Organism: Amoebophrya sp. A25
Lineage: Eukaryota; Dinophyceae; Syndiniales; Amoebophryaceae
Source: the annotation of a GenBank genome assembly